AUGACUCAAGACACCAGUUCUAAGAGUGUCCAGAAGCCCAGAGCGGAGUCACCUACAACCAGCCUGCUAUCAAUGAAGAGUGAUCAGCCACCUGCUUUCAGCCAGGAAUCCUUACCAGAUGACAAUAAGGAAGUGGAGAGUUUGGACAGUGAGGAUGCAUUAAAGAUCACACACAACCUUCUGGACAGAAGAAGUCAAACUCUGCUGACAGUCCAACAAGACAUUAAGGCUAAACUGAAACACAAGUAUCAACACAUAUCUGAAGGAAUUGGACACCAUGGAAACCAAAGUCUGUUAAAGGAUAUUUACACCGAGCUCUACAUCACAGAGGGUGGAAGUGGAGGGCUCAAUAAUGAACAUGAGGUUAGACAGAUAGAGAUGGCAUCCAAGAAACAAACCACACAAGAGACACCAAUCAAAUGCAACGACAUCUUCAAGCCUUUACCUGGACAAGACAAACCUAUCAGAACUGUGCUGACCAAAGGAAUCGCUGGCAUUGGAAAAACAGUCUCUGUGCAGAAGGUCAUCCUUGACUGGGCAGAGGGAAAAGCAAAUCAGGACGUUCAUUUCAUGUUUCCUCUUCCUUUCCGUGAUCUGAACCUGAAAAAGGACCAAUGCAGUCUGAUGCAACUUCUUUCCCACUACUUCUCAGAGCUGAAAGAGAUUGACAGCAUUGAAGAUGGUGAAACCAAAACUGUUUUAAUUUUUGAUGGUCUGGAUGAGUGUCGACUUCCUCUAGACUUCAUAAACAAUGAGAAGUGCUGUGAUGUCACGAAGCCAACCUCAGUGGACGUGCUGCUGACAAACCUCAUCGAGGAGAAUCUGCUGCCGGAUGCUCACCUCUGGAUAACCUCACGGCCUGCAGCAGCCAAUCAGAUCCCUCCUGAGUGUGUUGACCAGGUGACAGAGGUACGAGGGUUCAAUGAUCCACAAAAGGAGGAGUAUUUCAGGAAGAAAAUCACAGAUCAGAAUCUGGCAAAUGAUAUCAUCAAACACAUGAAGACAUCAAGGAGCCUCCACAUCAUGUGCCACAUACCCGUCUUCUGUUGGAUAUCAGCCACUGUCCUUGAGAUGAUACUGAAAGUGGCAGAGAAGGAUGAAGUCCCCAAAACUCUGACCCAGAUGUACUCACACUUCGUGCUCAUCCAAAUCAUUGUGAAGAACAGGAAGUACAACAAAGCCACAGAGACAAACCCAAAGGAACUGUCUCAGUCAGACAAAGAGAUGAUCCUGAAACUGGCAAAGCUGGCUUUCCAACAGCUGCAGAAGGGCAACCUGAUCUUCUAUGAGGAGGACCUGAGAGAGUGUGGCCUUGAUGUCACAGAGGCAUCAGAGUACUCAGCAUUGUGUACAGAGAUCUUUAAAGAAGAAUCUGGGCUGUACCAAGAGAAGGUCUACAGCUUUGUGCAUCUGAGCAUUCAGGAGUUUCUAGCAGCAGUGCAUGCUUUAGAAUCAUACAAGUUGAAGUCAGACAAGUUGAGGUCAGACAAGUUGAGGUCAGACAAGUUGAGGUCAGACAAGUUGUCUGACUUACACAGGAGCGCAGUGGACCAGGCCUUGAAGAGUGAGAAUGGACACCUGGACCUGUUCCUCCGCUUCCUUCUGGGUCUCUCACUGGAGUCCAAUCAGAAUCUGUUACGAGGCCUUCUGACACAGACAGGAAGUACAACACAGAGCAAUGAGGAAACAGUUGAGAGAACAGUCAGGUACCUUUCAGACAAGAUCAACCAGGAAUCCUCACCAGAAAGGAUCAUCAACUUGUUCCACUGUCUGAAUGAACUUGGUGCCAACUCUCUAGUUGAAGACAUGCAGACCUCCCUGCGAUCAGGAACUCUUUCAGCAACAAGACUAAAACCUGACCAAUGUUCAGCCCUGGCCUACCUGUUACUGAUGUCAGAGGAGGUGCUGGAGGAGUUUGACCUGAAGACAUACAACACAUCAGAGGAAGAUUAUCAGAGGUUGCUGCCGGUAGUGAAAACCUGCAAGAGAGCACUGCUGGAUCGCUGUCAACUCUCAUAUAAAUCCUGUGAGACUCUGGCCUCAGCUCUGCAGACACCAAACUCCCCCCUGAGAGAACUGGACCUCAGCUACAAUGACCUGGAAGACAGAGGAGUGAAGCUGCUCUGUGUUGGACUAACCAGUCCACUCUGCAACAUACAGACACUAGUACUCGCCGGCUGUAAACUCACAUAUAAAUCCUGUGAGACUCUGGCCUCAGCUCUGCAGACACCAAACUCCCCCCUGAGAAAACUGGACCUCAGCUACAAUGACCUUGGAGACAGAGGAGUGGAGCUGCUCUGUGUUGGACUAACCAGUCCACUCUGCAACAUACAGACACUUGUACUAGCUGGCUGUAAACUCACAUGUGAAUCCUGUGAGACUCUGGCCUCAGCUCUGCAGACACCAAACUCCCCCCUGAGAGAACUGGACCUCAGCUACAAUGACCUUGGAGACCGAGGAGUGGAGCUGCUCUGUGUUGGACUAACCAGUCCACUCUGCAACAUACAGACACUUUUACUGGAUCACUGUGACCUCACAUAUAAAUCCUGUGAGACUGUGGCCUCAGCUCUGCAGACACCAAACUCCCCCCUGAGAGAACUGGACCUCACAUACAACAAUGAGCUGGAAGACAGAGGAGUGGAGCUGCUCUGUGUUGGACUAACCAGUCCACUCUGCAACAUACAGACACUAGAUCUAGGUCAGUGUGGUCUGACAGAGGGUUGCUGUUCACAUCUGGCCUCAGUCCUGAGUUCACCCGACUCACAACUGAAACAACUGGAGCUGAGAGACAAUGACCUGCAGGACUCAGGAGUUACACUGCUGUCUGCUGGACUGGAGGAUCCAGACUGUAAGCUACACACACUGGGUCUAGGUCAGUGCGGUCUGACAGAGGGUUGCUGUUCAGAUCUGGCCUCAGUCCUGAGUUCACCCAACUCACAACUGAAACAACUGGAGCUGAGAGACAAUGACCUGCAGGACUCAGGAGUUACACUGCUGUCUGCUGGACUGGAGGAUCCAGACUGUAAACUACACACACUGGGGCUGUCUGGCUGUCUGGUCACAGAGGAGGGCUGUGCUGCUCUGUCUUCAGCUCUGAGGUCAAACCCCUCCCACCUGAAAGAGCUGGACCUGAGCUACAAUCACCCAGGAGACUCUGCAGGGGGACUGCUUUCAGCUGCUCUGGUGGAUCCCACAUAUAAACUGAUGAAGCUGAAUGUGGAUCAUGGUGGAGAGUGCAGGCUGAAAUCAGGGCCGAGGAAAUAUGCCUGUCAUCUCACCCUGGACCCAAAUACAGCAAGCCCAAACCUGAUACUGUCUGAGGGGAACAGGAAGGUGACACCGGUGGUGGAGGAGCAGCGUUAUGAAGACCAUCCAGACAGAUUUGACCGUUAUCGCCAAGUUCUCAGCAGAGAAGGCUUAUCUGGAUGUCGUUAUUACUGGGAGGUGGACUGGGAUGGUGGUGGGCCUGCCAUUGGUGUGGUGUACAAAGGAAUGUUGGGAAGGGCUGGCAUUUGUAUUGGACUCACCAGCAAUUCCUGGUGUAUGUACUGCUCUGACAGCGUUUAUGACUUUUACAAUGCUGGAGUCCAUAGUAGAUCCAUCCUUGGCCCUGUAUCUAACAGAGUUGGAGUGUAUCUGGACUGGCCAGCUGGUACUUUGUCCUUCUAUAGUGUGUCCUCCUCUGGUACACUGACACACCUUUACACAUUCUACACCACGUUCACUGAACCCCUCUAUCCUGGAUUUGGGUUUCUUUUGUUGAAAACCUCCUCAGUGACCCUGUAUCAGAUCAACGACCAAUACAUUCAAAGGUGA
This is a messenger RNA of Salvelinus namaycush (lake trout), 3816 nucleotides long. Its product is annotated as NACHT, LRR and PYD domains-containing protein 12-like. NCBI's taxonomy places the organism in Eukaryota, Metazoa, Chordata, Actinopteri, Salmoniformes, Salmonidae. The transcript is spliced from 13 exons. Gene Ontology annotation, molecular function: protein binding. The coding region runs from base 1 to 3816 and encodes 1271 amino acids. The record is from RefSeq and is a predicted model, not a curated record.